This is a messenger RNA of Alternaria postmessia, 5751 nucleotides long. RefSeq lists its product as uncharacterized. Gene Ontology annotation, molecular function: pectinesterase activity. The coding region runs from base 1 to 5751 and encodes 1916 amino acids. Gene Ontology annotation, biological process: cell wall modification. The transcript has a single exon. The record is from RefSeq and is a predicted model, not a curated record. Lineage: Eukaryota; Fungi; Ascomycota; Dothideomycetes; Pleosporales; Pleosporaceae.
AUGCGUUCAUUCGCUGUUGCUGCCCUGUUUGGGUUUGCAGCUGCUCAGAGUAGUGCCUUGAAUGCCACUUUGAGUACCACGCGUCUUUCUUCUGCGUCUUCAACCCCCCUCACGACUACAUCGGCUACUGCUUCAGGUUCGAAAUCAUGCAUCACUGUCGCUACGGAUGGAUCUGGAGAUUAUACCGCCAUCAAUGUAGCUGUUAAAGCAGCUCAGGACAGCGGCAUCGCCACCGUCUCCGUUCUGCCCGGUACCUACUCCGAGGCCGUCACUGUUCAAGGGCAAGCUACUGUAACGAUCGCCGGGCCCACACCCACAGGUGCUGAUGAUUGGUCUGAGAACAAGGUUACUAUCGCUGCCACUGACACUCCUUUCAAGAUCGGCACCGACAAGAUCAAAGGCGUCACUGUCCGUAACAUCAACAUCGUUAACUCUGCCGCGGUAUCUGCAGGAACCAAUGCAGUUGUUCUCAACCUCAGGGGAGGCAAUGUCGCUUUCUACGGUUGCUCAGUCGUUUCGCCUGGUGGCACUGCCAUCUCUGCCUCCUAUGGAACCGCCUUCUUCGCCAAUUCAUACAUUGAGGGCUCGAACUAUCUCUUCUACAACUACCCAACCAUCUACGUCUACAAAUCUACAGUCGUGCCACUUAGUUCGAGUGCCCUCAUCGUAUACAACAAGGGUGGACAGCCUACUGGUGGCGACUUCGCCAACUCUACGGUUGUCUUCGAUUCGAGCUCCAUCCAGCAGAAAUCUGGAUACACCAACAACAAUGUGUGGCUCGCAGCUCCUAACGGUCCCGGUGCUGUGACGAUUUACAGAAACACCGCUAUAGGAAGCUUGGUCGCUCCUGCUGGUAUUCACCCCUCGGCAGCUACUACUCCAUCCUUCUUCGGCGAAUUUGCUACAACUGGUGCGGGGUCUUACAGCAAGAAUGCUGCUUCUCGUCCAAACUACGAUGUUCCCCUCUCGGCUGAACAGGUCUCUCAGUUCACCAUCGACAAGGUCUUUGGUAGCGCAUUCUACCCUUACGCUAGCUCUUCGCUCACAUGGAUUGACCAAGAUGUUGUGGCAUCCUUGAAAGCAUCAGACGAUGCCCAGCUUGCAUCCGCUUCGUCUGUGGCGUCGGUCGCUUCGUCUACCGUGUCCUCAUCAGCAUCAUCGUCGGCGUCGUUGUCCAUCUCCGCCAUCUCCAGCCUCCUUUCGAACGCUACUGCUACCGCAUCAAUGACAUCUAGCGCAACUCCAGCAGCAUCGACUUGCUCCAUCACAGCAGCGUCUCCGACACUUAUAGUUUCUAAGACGCCAGGACCCUGCGAGUUCUCGAACGUUACAUCUGCUGUCAAUGCUUUGCCUAAUGACGGUAAUCCAUACACCAUUAAGAUUGGUGCGGGUACAUACGUCGAGCAGCUUUCGAUCACCCGCAAGGGAAAGGUCACCCUCCGAGGCUUCACCGAUUUCACGAACGAUUAUACACAGAACAAGGUUCGCAUUGAGUUUUCCCGUGGUGAACUCACCAGUGCUGGAAAGAACGAGCAAACACCUGUCAUAUUUUCCAAGCCUAGUGGCGAUUCUGGCAUGGCUCUCUACAACAUCGAUUUUGUCAACACGUACCCGCAGACCACCAACACCGCUGCGCUAGCUGCGGACUUCUACGGCGCUAAUAUCGCCGCGUAUGGCUGUUCAUUCGUCGGUUUCCAGGAUACGCUACUCGCCAACAAGGGUACCCAAGUUUUCAGCAACUGCUACGUUGAGGGAAGUGUCGAUUUCAUCUGGGGGUUUUCUACUGCGUACUUCCAUCAGUGCAUGAUCGUCAGUAACACACCUGGUGCUUACGUUGCUGCAAACUCCAGGGCUACUGCAGAUGCUCCUGGUGGCUACGUGUUCGAUUCCUCUGUCAUCACCUACAGUUCUACCUAUGGCAACAACUUUGGAUUGUCCUAUCUCGGCAGACCCUACAGCCAGUUUUCCAUCGCCGUCUACAUGAACUCGUACAUUGAUAAGCACAUAUCCGCCGCUGGAUGGGCCGUAUGGCAGACAAACAACCCUCAGACUUCUGGAGUCACAUUCGGCGAAUACAACAACACUGGACCUGGUAGUUGGUCGGAUACUACUCAGCGCGCCAGCUUUGCGACCAAGUUGACAGCAUCUCAAGCGGCAAAGUACGAGCUUGCUGCAUGGAUCGGUAGCACGGCGUGGCUGGAUAUGGAUGCGUACAAUGCGAUCCCUUCGUACAGCCUUACGAGUCCUACGGCUACCUCGCCAUCGCCAUCUCCGUCACCCUCGGCUAAUGGUACCGUAUCCGGGCCAACAACUACUGCCACCAUCAAUGCUCAUCCUGACAGCGGUACCCUGCCACCACUGGGUGCUGUGAUCGUCUCUAAAGAUGGUAGUAAUAACGCUGCGUACACGAACAUCACUGCAGCUCUUGCCUCGCUCCCUCAAGAUAAGACCAAUCAGACCAUCUUCAUAUACCCUGGUACCUACAACGAGCAGAUCCCGUCUGUCAACCGCCCUGGUGCUGUUAGGAUCAUUGGAUAUACUACUGGCAAUCCUGGCCAAGCUUACAAGGACAAUCAAGUUACGAUCUCUUUUGCUCGUGGUCUUUCUGUGUCGCCGCUACCUGUAGGCCACUCCAACGCGGAGACUGCUGUAUUUGCCACAGCGUCAAGCCGGAUCAGCAUGUACAACGUCAACAUGAUCAACACGGAUAACCUUGAUGGCUCCGAGCCUUCAUACGUCACGCUCGCGGGCUCGAUCUACGGAAACGACAUCGCCUUCUACGCCUGUUCAUUUGAUGGCUGGCAAGACACUCUCCUGAACGGUGCGACAGCUGGCUACCAGUACUACGAGUCGUGCUAUAUUGGUGGUGCCAUUGACUUCAUCUGGGGCUACUCUAAAGCAUACUUCAAGGGAUGCACGAUUGGAGCUAAGCGCAAAUCGUCGGCGAUUACGGCGCAUAGCAGGAAAUCGAGCACCGAAAUAGGUGGCUACAUCUUUGACCAAUGCUUGUUCACUGCAGCUCCCAACGCAGUUGACGACCUUACGAACAAGGUCUACCUCGGCCGACCUUACUCCGCGUACGCUCUUGUUGUUGUCAAGAAUUCCUACAUCGACGCUACCAUCAUUCCUGCCGCAUGGAAGAUCUGGUCUGCAACCGACCCACGUACCGAUCACAUCACCUUCGCCGAAUUCAACAACUCUGGUCCCUCAAACUGGGAGCAAAAUGCUGCUGCUCGUGAGUCGUUUGGUUACGCUACGUUGCUUACUUCAGACACCUACUCCUUGUCAUCGGUGAUGGACUCAACCGAAUGGAUCGACAUGACUUACUUCAACUCCAUUGUCACCCCGCAGCCUUCAGCGCCCGUUGUCAUUCCUCCAGGACCCAUCAAUGUCAACGGCACCUCGGUUUUCAAUGGCACGACCCCGCCAGCUGACGCCCUUAUCGUUUCUAAGACGCCUAUUGAUGGUGUUGUUACCUACGACACUAUUCAGGGUGCUCUCAACGCAGCGCCGACCACGAGCAAGACGAAUGCUACCAUCUUCAUCUACCCCGGUGUUUACGAGGAGCAGCUUAUCAUUGCAAAGUCUGGUCAUACCAUCUUCCGCGGAUACUCGGAUGCGACCGAUGACUACUCCAAGAAUCAGGUCACUAUCCAGUUCAGCCGCGGCAUCGAUACACAAGGUACUUCUGGUAGCAACACUGACGGAGCGACUGUCUACGCCAAGGGCAACUACUUCCAUGGUUUCAACAUCAACUUCCGUAACAACAAUGGCACGCAGCAGAACAUUGCCUCGCUUGGUUUUGCUGUCCAAAGUAGCAAGUUUGCUGCGCUGUAUGGAUGUCAGAUCUACGGUAACCAAGACACCCUCAGUGUCUCUGGUAACCUCUUCACAUUCAAGACGUACAUUGAGGGUAACGUCGACUUCAUCUAUGGCUCUGGAUCCGCGUACUUCUUGGACUCAACCAUCGCCUCUAACGAGGAUGGGAUCAGCAUCACGGCCCACAAGCGUACCACCAACACGACGGCUGCUGGUUUCGUGUUUGAUCAAUCGAGGAUUGUACCAGCUCCUGGUUCUGGGUCUUUCAGCAGCGUCAGCCUCGGCCGCCCAUGGAAUAGCUUUUCGCGCGUUGCUUAUGUCGCAUGUUACCUUGACGCCAUGAUCAGCCCUGCUGGGUGGGCGCAAUGGUCAAAGAGCAACCCCCAGACGGACGGCGUCACUUACGGAGAAUACCAUAACACCGGUCCCGGUUCCGCAAUCUGUAAGCGUGCCAGCUUCAGCCAGCAGCUUUCAGACACCGAUGUCGCUCAGUUUCAACUUGCGUCGUUCUUCCCAUCGACUGCCUUCAUCGAUUUCCGAUACGUUGAUACCCAGCCUUUCACGGUUGGAAUGGGCUCGCCGCAAGUCUGUAGCACUGCAUCUUCGUCUCUCGUCUCUUCUUCUACCGCAUCUUCUACUGCGUCGCUGUCGACUAUCAGUCUCACAUCUUCAAGUAGCUUACCGAUCGUCACUGCGUACACCACAACUACGGUGAUCGCAAAGCUCACCGCAAGCGCGGUUGUUACCGCCCCUGAGGUCACCUCGACUACUGUCGUGAAGAGCACAGAAACUCUCUCGAUCAGUGCUAUCGAUGUGCUGAAGACUAGCACGUUGAAGGUGACUGCCACUACUUCCAUCGUGUCUCCUGACGUUACCUCUACUUCUACAUCGGUAGUAACUGAAGACGUUGGUCUAACAAUCACACCGGAGCCUGUCACCAAGACUAGUGUUAUCAAGGGUACCGUGACCGAAGCUGGAGUAACUACCAAGGGAGCCACAACUUCAACAGUCAAGGGUACUACAACUGUCACUGUCCUGUACACGUCCUCACCCAAGCCGACGUCAGUCACUAUCAGCCAGGGAUCCACGGUCUUUAUCACAAGCUCCAAGACCCAGAAGGCGGCCUCCACGACCAUCAAGACUACCAUCUCUAUUGAGCCAAGCACCACCAAGACAACUACUGUGCAGCCCAAGAGCUCAGUCACUGUUAGCAGCAUCUCGAUCAAGACAACUACCAAGAAGUCGACUACCACUUUGUCUUGCGUUCCUACUGGCAGCGCUCAGAACCUGGUCCGCCGAGGCGCCGUCAUCCCCCGUGCCGUGGCUAGCACCACUACGCUCACCAUCAGUACCACGGUCAGCAGCUACGUAGCAACAGCUACUGCAACUCAAGCAGGCUCGACUGCCCUAGUUACCGUAUCUUCCAUUGCCACUAAGACGACUUCUCUGAAGGCUAGCACCAGCACAAUCACGGUUACUUCGGUGGUGAAGACCUCGACGAUUGCGCAAGCAGGCUCCACCUACUAUACAACUGUGCUGUCAACGGAGAAGGUGGGCAAGACGACGACCCUCAAGGCCUCGACGAGCACACUCUACUCAACUGAGCUCGUCACGAAGACAGUACUCUCUACUGUCACAGAACCAGCAGUUACCAUUAGCUCUCUCAAGACGGCUUCGAAGACAUCGACCAUACUCGCGGCGCAAGAAACAGUCUAUGUUACCAAGUCGAGCGAUGUGACGUCCAAGACGACAAUCACGCUACCGGUCUCUACGAGCACCAAGUUCGAGACGGUGACCUUGGGUGGAGGAGUGAAGACGGAGACUGUUAGUGGAACACCCAAGACGAAGACGGUAGUCGUGAAGAGCACGGCGACUGUGCUCAGUUGGGCGACGAAGACAGCCAAGGGUGCGGGGGCUUGCACAGCUUCGUAG